UGCAGGCGUCUUCCUGAUCCCCUACCUGUUGAUCGUCUUCGUCGGAGGAAUCCCGAUCUUCUUCCUGGAGAUCGCUCUGGGACAGUUCAUGAAGGCCGGCAGCAUCAACGUCUGGAACAUCGCUCCACUCUUUAAAGGUGUUGGUUAUGCCUCAUGGUCCAUUGUUUUCUGUAACACCUACUACAUCAUGGUGCUGGCCUGGGGCUUCUACUACCUUAUCAAGUCUUUCAACGCCACCCUCCCCUGGUCCACCUGUGACAACGAAUGGAACACACCCAGCUGCAUGGAGUUCUUCCACCACCAGGACUGCAACAACGGCAGCCUCGCCAACACUACCAUUAGCGGCAACAUGACCUGUGCUGAUCUGGCAAACGCACGAUCACCCAUCAUCGAGUUCUGGGAGAACAAGGUGCUGAACAUCUCUUCUGGUCUGGAAGAAAUGGGAGAGUUUAACUGGGAGCUCAUUCUGUGUCUGAUGGCUGUCUGGGUCAUGGUUUACUUCUGCGUCUGGAAGGGAGUCAAAUCCACUGGGAAGAUUGUGUACUUCACAGCGACCUUCCCCUACGUGGUCCUCAUCAUCCUGCUGGUCAGAGGAGUCACACUUCCUGGAGCCUACGACGGCAUCAUGUACUACAUCAAACCUGAUUGGUCCAAACUGGGGGAAGCUCAGGUGUGGAUCGACGCCGGCACGCAGAUCUUCUUCUCCUACGCCAUCGGGCUGGGAGCUCUGACCGCUCUGGGCAGCUACAACCGCUUCAACAACGACUGCUACAAAGACGCCUUUGUCUUGGCUCUAAUAAACAGCGGGACCAGUUUCUUUGCUGGUUUCGUUGUAUUUUCUAUUCUGGGCUUCAUGGCUGCAGAGCAGGGCGUCGACAUCUCACAGGUUGCUGAGUCAGGUCCAGGUCUGGCCUUUAUUGCAUAUCCAAUGGCGGUCAGUUUGAUGCCGGUGGCUCCUCUCUGGGCGGCACUCUUCUUCUUCAUGCUGCUGCUGCUGGGACUGGACAGUCAGUUUGUCGGGGUCGAGGGUUUUGUGACUGGAAUUCUGGAUCUGUUUCCUGGAAAUAACCACCAUCGCUACAAAAGGGAGAUCGCGGUGGCAAUAUGCUGUUUACUGUGCUUCAUUAUUGACCUCUCCAUGGUGACACAGGGAGGGAUGUACGUCUUCCAAUUGUUUGACUACUAUUCGGCCAGUGGAAUGACUCUGUUGUGGCAAGCAUUCUGGGAAUGCAUAGUAGUUGCCUGGGUCUACGGUGCUGACCGCUUCAUGGAUGAUGUAGCUCGUAUGAUUGGCUACCGGCCAUUCCCCUGGAUGAAGUGGUGCUGGUCCUUUAUAACUCCAUGUGUCUGCAUGGGAAUCUUCCUGUUCCACCUGGUGAACUACAAACCGCUGACCUACAACAACGUGUACGUGUACCCAUGGUGGGGCGAGGUGAUCGGCUGGUGUAUGGCUCUGUCCUCCAUGCUCUGCAUCCCCGUCAGCCUUCUGUACAAACUCUUCAGAGCCAAGGGAACCUUCAAAGAGCGCUGGGCCCACCUGACCAAUCCAGUGUGGGGGGUCCAUCACCUGGAGUACAUGGCCCCUGACAUCAAGUCCCUAACCUCGCUGUCCCCUGGCACUGACGACAACAAGGUCAUCAUCUUUGAGAGCGUCAUGUAGGCGGGACUCCACUGAUCACAGCAUCUUCAUCUCCACCCGUCCCACCUAUGACAAGAUGGCCGACACCUCACCACCACACACCCAACCUUCAUAUUUACCUCCACCCGGUACCAGACCUCAGAACGGACUCUAGAAAUGAUCAAUCAGCCAGCUUCCUCAGAUCCAUCCAUUGUUUGUCUCCUCGGAUUAACCGUGCAUCCACUGAUCUCCUCAGCUCCUCCGAACGCCACCAGGCAGACCAAAGCUACGAAGAUUUUUCACAUCUGCAAAGGACUGAAGGAAUCAGAUAGUGAGGCAGCCCCUCCAGGAGUGGUUUUAUAAUUAUGGCAACAACAAAAUGCUUCCUUUUUUUCCAGAUUCUGACAAAAAUUUGUGAUUAAAACCAGCAGAGUUCUUUAACCGCAAAGGGCUUCGAUUCCUCUGGUUCUCAUAAAGAAAAUGUAAAUAUGAAUUCUCCUUGACUAUUUAAAGGAUGAAAUGCAGAAAUUUUUCACACUAGUCAAACCCUGGAGGGGCGGAAGAAAGCUGGAGAGAUGUUCUUCCUGAUGGAGUCUCACUGUGUUCAAAAACAAAGACGCUGCUGGACGUCAAGCUUCCUCCAACUUGGACGAAGGGUAUCAAUGCAAUCUUGUCUUGUGGUGGGCGAAUUGGACACGCAAACAUACACAGACCCGAUAGACCGCCAUUACGCACGCACUGCCUGUGAUUAUCUCAUCAUCAUACAGCACUGGGACUGUCGCUUGCUGCUCAAGCUUUUUCUUUUAGCUGCAAUUUUGUGAUAUUUGAGCUCAGAGUUUAAACCUGUAGGUAAAAAUGUAAACUUUAAGACACUUUAAUGGGCUGUGUGUGUGUAAUGGCUGUUUAUUAAGACAGAGUUGUAGACAGACAGACUGACCCCCCAGAAAAUUACCAGAGGUCAUUUGCUUAAACAGGGUUUAAAAAUAGCCAAAGAUGGUCUUCUACUUCUUCAGUCCUUUGGUCAAAUGUAAGAAAAGAAGCAAGGUGGCGUCCCAGGGUUCAGUUCCUGGAAUUAGUAACUUCAGUUUAGUCAUCAAGACACUUGAGAGGGUGUCCGAGUUCUGUUCUGUAUCACCACGUGACCAACUUAAGAGUUUGGCCCCAGGACUGAAGUGUAAAAAAAGUUUGUGCUAUAGAACAACCAGCGGUCAACGAAUGCAUGCUGCCAGGAGGCCGAACUGACCUCUGAACGUAUCGUCAGGCUCUCCCGGUUCUGCUUUGGUCUCAAGUUGAACAAGCUUUGACUCUUGUCUUUUCAGCUUGUUUGUGAGCACUUUAUGUGACACUUGGAUUGUUAUUGAUCUGAAGUGUAAAACCUGUAGUCGGUAUCAAACAGAAACCGGAUGUUUCGACAUAUCAGCACAGCUCGUUUCUGUCCUCGUUACUGUGAAUCACCAGCUCCUACUACUGAUCCUAGAACAGUCCAGACUCCUGAGCAGCAUGUGGUUCUUCGACCCACUGACCUCCGAUCUGUUUUCGACAGUCACACCGAGGCUUGAUUCACUCAGGCAGCAAUAGAUGUGAUGUUAGAAGGAAAGUUCCAGUGGGAAUUCAGUCGUUGUUCUUCUGUUUUUGUCCAUUCAUAGUGAAUAAAUACUUCUAUAUUAAUCACAACCAUAUUGCAUCCAGCUGACUGGGUAGUUUCAGUCUGUGAAAUCAAGGCCCGAUUUGACAAAGUUCAGAAUUAAACUGAACUCGAAACCACUCUACAAAAAAGGGAAAAGAUCAAAUUAAAAGCUGAAAACACACUGGAUCUGACCUUUAACCCCUCCAUGUUCUCUAUCUGACCUCCUUGUGAGGAGGUUCAGGUCUGUGUUAGAAUCAGGUCAAAGGUUGGGCUUCGUUCUGUGUCCCCAGGUCGACUUGAAGUGCCAAACGGAGCGAUAUACUCGCCCUGCAGGGCUGAUCCCAGACCAGGGCUCCAGGCUGCCAAUAUCAACCCGUUCACUCUUCUUCUUCUUCUCUGCCUCGUCUCAUCGGUCCCAUUAACGCUGAAGUCCUCCCUCCGAACAUCGCGCUCUCCUCAAACGAUGGUCAAUGCUGAUUGGUUUAAUCACGUUCACGUUCUCAGUUUUAGGCCUGAAUAUUUUGUGCCAGAAAUUUUAUCCAGAAACUGAAUUACAGCUGACCCUUUCUAAGUCCCGCCCCUUUUUGCUCUGUCAUCCAAUAAUAGUUGAGCUAGCCUCGGUCAAUUUCCUCCUGAACAGACACAUUCAGAAGAUGGUUAAAAGAUAAAAGAGACAUAUAUAUAGUCACAUCUUAAGUUAGCUAAUGUUAGCAAAAUGCUAGCUAAUCUACAUCAAUCGUUAGCAAGCUAGUUGGCUAUUAAUAAUUAGCUAGCUAGUUACAUCUAAUGUUAGUAAAACUAAUUAGCUAGCUAAUGCUGAUGUAGAUUGGGUCAACUGGACAGUAAAACAAUAAUAACUGGUUUCCUAGGUUGAACAAUAAUAAUAAUAAUAAUAAUGAUAAUUACAGAUUAAGGAGGCUAUCUUAAUGAAACUAAUCUUACACUGAAUAACUGACCCUAAAACUUGGACCUACAGGUGGAUCCAUUUAUAGACCAAUUUGUGUGAAGUACAAAGAAACGCAUCGGUAACCCUGAUACUGAAAUGCAAUAAAUCAUUUUAAAGAUUUAUUUUAAUCUAAACUCUCAAAUCUAGAUAUUGAAAUCAGCCUGAAAAAUCCAGUAUUGGUUGGGCCUCACGCCUCACACCUUAGUCCAGAAGCACCAACAGAGCUUCACUGGGUUACUGGAUCUUUUUAAGGUUAACUUUACGUUUUCCUUGGUGGGCAAAAACUAAAACUUGAAGGUGGGUCAAAAGCAAACAUUAUUGUAUGGUAUUAUAAGAUGGAUCCCAAGUUCCCUUAAUUGACUUCCUGCGCAAAGUGUCCGUCAAAUUAUGAAAAAUGAUUUCAUAAUUAGAGAUCAAACAUAUUUAAGGAGGAUUUUUACUUCACAAAAAAAUUAAAUUUAAAUAUAUUAUAAUAUAUAUAAUAUUUAUAUUAUGAUUCUUUUUGCUCUCUGGCCAAAUCGAACGUUAAGGCUCUACAGUCGCUGUUAGUGUGCAGGCACCAGAUUUGUUAGCAGCCUGACUGAUUUUAAGAAAGCAUUGAAAUUACUUUAAGAGUGAAUUCGUAUUUUUAGCGGCAGUCAGAUGAGUCGGUGGAGAGAUGAGAGCCGGAGGACUCAGCUUGUUGCCAAGCGUUGCCUUACGUCGUUGUCUUAACUCUAGAGCCCGUACGGUUGACUAGCCAAACCCAGAGCCCUACAGGACGUCCUGUGUAGGGCUCUCUGUUUAAUAUCCCACAAGUCAGCGUUCUGUGGGGCAUGUCUACAACUCUGUCUCCUAGCAACCACUCACCAUCCACCUAUCACGGGGAAACAAUGAUUAGAAUGUAAAAUAUACUAAAACUACAUACAUUUGCACAUUGUUGUACAAUAAUGUUGCUAGCACUUUUAAAAAGACUCGUGUUAGAAAUCGUGUUUUGUUUUACAUAUUGUAAAAUGAAUCAGAGAUUUAUUUUGUGGAGGCUUUUAUUUUGCUGAUACAUACAGUAUGAAAGAUAUAUAUAUUGAAUAUGUGUGUUAUCUAUAUUUGAUGCAGUAUGUAAAUGUGAUGAUGAUUUCUGGCUGAUUGUUCACAUUUUGCCGUCAAACACGAGCAACGCGCCGCAUGAAGCUACCACCUCGAGCUUCAGGCUACCUCACUUCUCAUUCAGACUUUCGAAACAAACUUCUUUUAGCUUUUAAUGCAAACGUCUCAUCAGCGGCUGCCAGCAGGGGGGAUUAUGGGAAGUGUUUCUGGAAAUAUUUCCCUCCCCAGCCUGUUUAGUGUUGCAGCUUUAAAGGUUCUUCAACACCAAUGAAAAUAUAACAAACUGAAAAUCUGACAAUAAGAAACUGGCAAAAUUCUACAAAUUAAAACCAAAACUGUAAUGGAUUUGUGUGAGAGAGUAAAGUUUUUGUGGCUCUAUAUCGAUAAUGAUAAUGAAUUUAAAAUGUACUGACAUGCGUUGGUGCUGCGAGGCCUUUAAGUGGUGUUUGAACGGCUAAUGUGAACAAGCAGCGAGGGGUGGGGCUUUUAUUUUGGCGGAUUUGCUGCGAUGCAGUGAUGUUAAGGCUGUCGAGGCUUCGUGUGACUCUGAACACACUACGAAAGGGAAUCUUUUCUCUUUACUCUUUUGAUUUCUAAUUUUCAAAGUGCUGAAUAUUGACGAGUUUUAGCUUUAGAAGAUUUUAGAUUUUUUUUCUCUCUGUGUGAUUUAUUGAAUAUCAGUUUUUCCUUCAGACCCCCCCACGGCUCAGACACUCAAUAUUAUUUCAAAGCAGAAACAAAAAUAUGAUAGUGAAUUAAUUUCCACAUAUUCUACAUUCAGGCAGAUGGGUAUGUAUGUAUGGAUAUGUUUAAAAGUGAAGCUAAAAACAUUUUAGGACUGAAUAACUGCCGACUGCCAUUUUAAAUAAUGAGUGUGUGAUGAUGGCUGCUCUGUCUGAAAGUUUUUUAUUUUAAUUUUUUGGCCUUUUAUUGCCUUUAUUGUAUAGUGACAGCUGAAGAUAGAAAGAGGGGCAGAGAGAGAGGGGAUGAACCCGGGCCGCUGCAGCAACUCCGUACAUGGGUCGCCAGCUCUACCAACUGAGCUAACCGGGAGCCCUCUGUCUGAGAAGUUAAGUGGAGAAUAAACCGCUCACUACCAUCUGAACAGUAUGCAGUAGAACAGCUACCUCAAUAAGGUGAGUCUGUCCACCUGGACAGACACUACAGCAGAAGGAAAGAACUACAUAUCCCAGCAGCCAGUGGGAGCUUCCAGACACUAUCAAGGAGUAGCCAGUCAAUCCAGUCAGCCAUUCUGUCUCUUUAUAAUGUUUAUUUUAAAAGCGGCAAAAUAAAAACGGAAUUCGAGUAAUUAAAGAAAAAAAUGUGAGGAUGAAAACCGACCAAAAAACCAAACUCUCUGGUUUCAACAUGAAUCCAGGUUUCCAGCCAAAACCAUCAGCGCUCACCAAGAAGCACCAGACCAGCCAAAAGCUCCAAAAUAUUUCAACAUCACAGGACGGUUUCUGACGUUGUCGACAUACAAGUUGUGAUCCUGAAAACCUUUCUAAAAAAUCAGAUAAAUCUGACGCCUCACGUCAGCCGCAGUUGUUAAACGUAAUUAAACCCAAACUGAAUGAGUAAAGUUACACUUUUACAGUACUAUAUGAUCGAUUGCACCUAACGUCCUUUAUUAUAAAAAUGUAACUCUUUUCUGUCUUUGAAAUUUUGAAAAUUAACCUAAAGAUAGUUAAUUGGUUCCCCCAUGUCAAGGACCCCCCCCACAUUGAUUAGUUGCAGCUCUGCAGUGGAGCUGAUGCUGAUUGGCUGGUCUGGAGACUCUCAAACGAGCAGAUUUAAAGUGUUGGCAUGCAGAGAUUAUUACUACUGUUUAUCAAAACUAGUGAGAUUAGAGAUAGAAUGUUGUUGUAGAGGUCACAUGUGACUCAAGUGCCACUAAUAACUCUUAUUUCACUAAUAAAACUAACCUGAGGCAGUAUUUUAUAACAAACAAACGGACAUUAGAAACGUAGAAUUGUUUAUUUUUUAAAGCAAAGUCGUAUCAUUGUUUUUUUAAACGUCUCAUCUGUGGACGGGAGCCUGGGAGGGUCAGAGGGUGAAAAAAGUACAAAUCUACAGCCAUUGAAGGCAAAAGAAAAUAUGAAAAAACAACUUGAAAAAAUGAAAAUGUACAUUACCAAAAUCUGAUGUUGUUUCAUGUCAUUCUGUCUUUGUGCUCUUCGGCCAAAAAAAAAACAAAAACCUCUUGUUGUGACAGAAUCUUUGAUUCAGAACUGUAAACUGGAAAUUACAUUUAAUGAACAAUUCACAUUGUUCAGUCUGCAGGUAAAACUGUAAGAAUCUGAUCUCAAUUCUGUCCAACAAACUUCACCGUCGGACGGUUUCCUUCAGCAGAGAGCGCCUCUUUCCCAAAAACCAUCUGAAGUCUGAUUCUCCAAAACCUCCUGCUGUUCUCAGACCAGCACAGAGUGGUUUUCACUCACAACUGCUUUUUUUAAGUUUGGCCGUUUUGAAGUUUAUUUUAUUUUACUGUAGAUUAUUAUUUUUUUAAAUAUAAUGUCAAUGAUUUUUAUAGCCAAAACCAUUGCCAAAGUAUUUUUUAACCUCCAAAAAGUACAGAAGCUUAAAGGGAUCGUUUGUUUUUUUUGGUUUCUUGUGAUCAUGAGAAAAAUUAUUUCCUUUUCUUGACACAAUAGGUUGGUUUUAUUGGUCACUGGUGCUCCUGAAAAAGAAUCAAAGUCUUUCAUCAUAUAAAAAAAAACUUUCUUACCUUCAGAUUUUUUGGGAAGCUGAAGAGAGGUCAGGUGUGGCAGCAGUGGAACCAGCAGGGGGCGCUCUCCUCCAGUGGGAAACCCCAUCAUGUUUGGGCUGGAAACCAUGCACGCUAAAACAUACAGAGCCGAGGUUUGUGUUGAAAUAAGUGGAUGAAAAAUUAGGUGAUGAUAAAACAAAAACUCUCACAAGCAUCUCAUAAACUUUUUUUUUAGUUGACCUCUAUUUUUUCAGUGAUUCAUAGAGUGAAUCGUCUGAUGUUGUGCUCAUUGACGGGUGGUUACUCAGUUGGAAAAACAAUCGUCCAAUCAGAGUCAUCCUUCUAUUAGAGAGCCCAAAAAACAGCAACAAGAUAAACAGCUGAAACAUUUUUUUGCAAAUGUACGUAGAAAAUGUUUUCAGUACAAUAUAAUAUCUAAUAUAAAGUACAGUAUCAUCUGCAAACAUGUGUAGUCCACAGUCAGAAAUGGCAUUUCUUCUCUGAGUUAAAACUUAAAAAUUAGAAAAAAGACGCUUAAGUCUGGAAGUAAAAACCAUUUCACAUAACUGAAAAUAUAAAACUAGAUGAAUCUAUUCCAAAUUUUCAACAACUAAUAUCUCAUAAAGAGAUUCUGUAGAGAGUUUUUAUUUUUAUCAUUUCAUCUAUUUCCUGUCCAGGCUGUAUGAGUUUCCAGAAACACAAAUAAUUGACUUCAUAUCUUCUCUGACUUUGGUGCUGAAAAAAAGAUUUUUUCGAGUCGGUUUUAAAGUUCAGUCCCGUCUGUUUCCAGCCCAAACUGAGAUACAUGGCGACCUCAUUCAUCCCAGCGUCGGCCAUUUUAUUGUAACUAUGUGUCUCUGUGUGACUUCCUGUAAACCACAGUCUUCCAUCCAUAACUGUAGAUUAGACAAUCGAUUAGGUGAUAAGUAGCUUAAUAGCUGUUUUAACGGUAGUAACGACACUCGGGGCUCGAUGUUAACGAUUCACCAGCCAAAAACUCGAUGAUGAAAGAGUUAACUUUGUGUCCUGAUGAUGUCACCUGUGUUUCAUUGACUGCCAGGUUCUCCAUGCUGUAAGUCACUGUGAUCACUGUGCUCAUCCACCACCAACUAAACCAACGGCAAUAAAACUAACGUCAUGACAAACA
Molecule: messenger RNA, 9131 nt
Organism: Morone saxatilis (striped sea-bass)
Lineage: Eukaryota; Metazoa; Chordata; Actinopteri; Moronidae
Gene: slc6a8
Product: solute carrier family 6 member 8
Biological process (GO): sodium ion transmembrane transport
Cellular component (GO): membrane
Source: RefSeq, a predicted model, not a curated record